AAUUAAUAUUGUUUCAACAGCAGUUUGUGAGUGAUGGAUGUAUUUAUAGAUAUUUAUGUGAUAUUCGAUUUUUUUGUUGGAUCAGUUUUGCAUUCGGGCUUCGUUGAAUUGCAAAUACUGGAGCAAGGGAGCAGCAAGAUAGAAUUGGAAAUAUCGAACAAGCAGCAAAAAUACAACUGUGAUUUUUUGAAUUGAAGAGAAACAUUUGCGGCAAAUUGUAUAUCUACUGGAAAUGGGGAGAGGAUGAAGUAACAGUUGAUCUUCCCAAGAAGCAUGGCCCAGCGGGAAUUGAUAUUUCGUCCGCGGGGGGCUCAGCCGACGGGUGGGGCUACUGCUUCUUGUGGACCCCCGAGUGAUUCUGUCAACGCCCCAUGGAGUGCUUCGCGCCGCUACUGUGAAAGGGACUCCUGUGGAUCUUGUAUUGAUUUGAAGAAUGUGCAUCGAAAAGGAACGGCUAACCGGGCACGGCUCGAUACCAGGCCUGACCGGUGGAUCGCCAGGCUACGUGACGCACAACCCGGGCGGAGGGACAGGAGCCGGUCACGGUGGCGGUAACAACGGAGGCGGAAACGGCCGUGCCGGUGGCCACAAUCACGGCGGAGGACACGGUGGUUCAGUCGGCGGUCCAGCUGCUGCUAUGCAUGCGCAUCAGGCCGCCCUUGCCCAGAGCGAUUUUCAACCGCCUUACUUUCCGCCUCCAUUUCACCACGCGGCUCAAAGUCCGCCGCAACAACAGAAUCAUGGGCCUCUAGAAUACCUCGGUGCAGAUCCAUACAGUCAACCCUUAGGGUCUUUACACCAUGCUCCUCUGCACCAUUACAAUCAACUUGCUGGUCUGAGGGGGCCCCAAGAUCAAUUAGGACUUCACAGGUCUCACAGAGACCAAGAACUACAAGGACAUGUGACCCAGUUGACGCACGGUUUUCCAUAUUCGGGUGAUAGAAGGACAGAUUAUGGGGCUUCUCUUGGGGGUACAGGAGGACCCCAUAGACACGAACAUGACCCUUUGACUCUUCAUCAGGCUUUACAAAGUGCCGUUGAUGAUGGACAGAAUACAGGGAUGGAUGAUAACGGGUUUAUGACUGAUCUGCCAAUUUUGAAAACUAUGAAAAGCGGUAAAGACGGAUCAGGAUUGGGUCUAGGUGCUCCAGGAGAUGUAUUUUGUUCAGUACCUGGUAGAUUGUCCUUAUUAUCAUCAACAUCAAAAUAUAAAGUAACAGUCGGAGAAGUUCAGAGGCGACUAUCUCCUCCGGAAUGCUUGAACGCCUCACUUCUUGGUGGAGUACUGCGAAGAGCAAAAAGUAAAAACGGCGGACGACUGCUCCGAGAAAAGUUGGAAAAGAUUGGGCUAAAUUUACCUGCUGGAAGGCGAAAAGCUGCAAAUGUAACACUUCUUACGUCGCUAGUCGAAGGUGAAGCUAUUCAUUUGGCACGUGAUUUUGGAUAUGUUUGUGAAACCGAGUUUCCAGCAAGGCAAGUUGCUGAAUAUUUGUCAAGACAGCAUAAUGAACCUCAGGAUUCUUACAGAAGAAAAGAACUACUCCUUAAUACUAAACAGAUCACAAAAGAGCUUAUGGAUUUGCUGAACCAAGAUCGUUCUCCUUUAUGCAAUACAAGGCCUCAACAUCUUCUAGAUCCAUCUAUUCAACGUCACCUAACACAUUUUUCUUUAAUUUCACAUGGUUUUGGAUCACCUGCCAUAGUCGCUGCUUUGACUGCCAUUCAGAAUUUCCUCAACGAGUCUCUAAAACAUUUGGACAAACUCUAUCCAGGAGGAGGAAUGGUUUCAUCAUCUUUAGACAAAAAUAAAAUGGAUGAUAAGAAAUGAGUGUUAUGCAAACACAGUUUAUAAUUAUUAUAGAGCAACGUUGUAAAAACUUGUGAUAACAUUAUGUAAAAUAUUUAAAUUUUUAUUCUACUUUAAAUUGUGCAUAGUGCAAUGGUGAGUGAAAUUUACUAUGAAUAAUGAUCAUAUAUGAAUGAAAUGAUAUCUAUUUAUUACUACAAGAGAAAUGUAAUG
Messenger RNA from Ctenocephalides felis (cat flea), 2020 nucleotides. It is a transcript of the gene TfAP-2, whose product is annotated as transcription factor AP-2-epsilon. Lineage: Eukaryota; Metazoa; Arthropoda; Insecta; Siphonaptera; Pulicidae. Gene Ontology annotation, biological process: regulation of transcription by RNA polymerase II; regulation of cell population proliferation; microtubule-based process. The record is from RefSeq and is a predicted model, not a curated record. Gene Ontology annotation, molecular function: DNA-binding transcription factor activity, RNA polymerase II-specific; GTP binding; RNA polymerase II transcription regulatory region sequence-specific DNA binding. The transcript has 12 exons. Bases 434 to 1828 code for a protein of 464 amino acids. Gene Ontology annotation, cellular component: microtubule; nucleus.